Molecule: messenger RNA, 417 nt
Organism: Dentiscutata erythropus
Lineage: Eukaryota; Fungi; Glomeromycota; Glomeromycetes; Diversisporales; Gigasporaceae
Source: the annotation of a GenBank genome assembly
AUGUAUCAUUUCAAUUUCUUUUUAAUAGAUGAAUAUGAUGAUUAUUUUAUAAUUGAGGAGGAAGUUGAGCAGAAUGAUGAUAUGAAUUCUGACGAGCAUUUAGAGGACGAGGAAACGUUAGAAGAAUAUGAAGUGAACCAAAUUGAGCAAAAAAAUGAUCCAGUAGAUAAAGUGAAACAAAUUGAGCAAAAAAAUGAUCCAGUAGAUAAAGUGAAACAAAUUGAGCAAACAAAUAAUCCUGUAAAAUCUACAGUCACAGAAAAUGAGACGUUACCGGAGGAAUGUGAUGCCGAAGUUUUAGAAGAUGAAUUAUGGAAAAAAGAGGAUGAAAAUCAACUACCGCAUUCAAUUGAGAGACCCAAGAAGGUCUCUAGGUUUAAGGCUGCACGAUUGCAGGGGAAGUUUAGUGAUACAUGA